This is a messenger RNA of Moesziomyces aphidis, 315 nucleotides long. Lineage: Eukaryota; Fungi; Basidiomycota; Ustilaginomycetes; Ustilaginales; Ustilaginaceae. The record is from the annotation of a GenBank genome assembly.
AUGCGUACAUCUACGCCAACCUCCACUGUCACAGCGUCAGAAAAACGAGAAGGUAAAGUGCGUAGACCAAUAGUCCCCGGUCCGGUCGCACCGAUGCUCAUGCUCUUGAACAGCGAGAUUUCCGAUCGAGGCUUCCAAGAUCCCCGUGCGCCUGUACCUGUUGCCAGGGUUUCGAUGGCCAAGGGUUCGAUGGGCAGGCGCAGGGCAGCAGCCAAGGUACGCGCUAGGCCAACCGAUCCGAGCCGAUCAGUUGCGCUGGAACGGUCAUCUGGGCUAUCCAAUAGCCGCAGCCCAGUCGCUACGCUCAUCGGAUAG